Messenger RNA from Calliphora vicina (urban bluebottle blowfly), 1913 nucleotides. RefSeq names its product pickpocket protein 28-like. The coding region runs from base 1 to 1809 and encodes 602 amino acids. Gene Ontology annotation, biological process: sodium ion transmembrane transport. Gene Ontology annotation, molecular function: ligand-gated sodium channel activity. The record is from RefSeq and is a predicted model, not a curated record. Gene Ontology annotation, cellular component: plasma membrane. The transcript has 8 exons. Lineage: Eukaryota; Metazoa; Arthropoda; Insecta; Diptera; Calliphoridae.
AUGUUUCCUAAUCAAAAUGGAAAAUCGGUACAUUUUCCACAACCAGAACCGGAAUUUUUAUCCUUGCCCAGUCAAAAUGAACGGAGUUUAAGUUUGACUUCUCAGGCUUUAAGUGAUGUGCCCAGUGAUUUAAUUAUUAAGUCUCGUAUUAAAUAUGGCACCAGAUGGUCGGCAUGUAAGGGUCUAUUGGCUGAAUACUCAAAGAGUACUUCUGUUCAUGGCCUACGUUAUAUAUUUGAAGUUCAUCGGCCAUUUUAUGAAAAGCUUUAUUGGAUUAUAUUGAUGUUAAUAUCGUUCUAUUUUGCGGUAUCUUUAAUGUGGGAUACUUAUUUGAAAUGGUUGGAUUCUCCGGUUAUACUGGGCUUUGAUGAAACUCUAGUGCCCGUUAAUAAAAUACCAUUUCCAACAAUAACCAUUUGUCCCGAAAUUAAAAUGGACACAACUACUUUUGAUUUUACCAAUGUAUCACGGCAAAUUUGGUCCGAAAUCGAGGAAAACAAUAAUAAAUUUGAAAAUUUUGCCAAUUUAACCGAGGAAGAAUUGCAACGUUUUGCUGCCACUUUACAAAUUUGUGAAAAUGAAGUAAUCGAUCGUUUUGCGCCCCAUAUACCGAAAGAUAUACAUGUGGAUGUGGCCCAAUCUUUAGUGGAAAUGGCUUUGACACCAAAUACAACACUGCCGUUUUGUAAAUGGAAUGGCCGUUUCUAUUUUUGCGACAAACUAUUUAAAUAUGUCAUGACCGAUGAAGGUGUUUGUUAUCAAUUCAAUGGUCUGCAAGCUAAAGAUAUUUAUAGGGAUCCCAAUUAUAUAAGUUAUUCAGAUAAGACCGAUAUUGAUUACAACAAUUAUUACGACAUAGAACUGCCCAAAUUUAAUAACAUCUCCGGUAAUUGGUCUUUAGAUGAUGGUUAUGUGGAUCAGGGUUUUAAUGCUUAUCCCCAGAGAUCGGUAUUGUCAUCGGCACGCAACGGUUUGUUUGCCUUUAUGAUUGGUUUUGAACAUAAUUUCGAUUACACCUGCCGCAGUUUUAAACAGGGCUAUAAGGUAUUUCUAAAUUCUCCCGAAAGUGUACCCUUGACAACGGGAAAUUAUAUAUUGGUUCCACACGAUGAAGAAGUUCUGGUAUCAAUUAUACCACAAUAUGUUAUAUCGACAGAUAAUUUACAUGACUUUGGACCAGAAAAACGACAAUGCUAUUUUAAUGAUGAACGUUAUUUGCGUUUCUUUAAAUCGUAUUCCCAAAGUAAUUGCCAGACUGAGUGUUUGGCUAAUUUUACAAUAAGUAAAUGCGGAUGUGCUAAAUUUUGGAUGCCCAAGCCCAUAGAUACUCCCGUCUGCAGUCUGUCGGAAGUUGAAUGUUAUAGUCAUGCCGACGAUGAAAUGAAUUUCAUAAUCGCAAAUCAAACAAAACAAAAACUAAUAGAUUCGAAUGUGAAAAUAAUGUGUGAUUGUAUGCCAUCCUGCAAUUCAUUGGAUUAUAAUUUUGAAAUUUCUCGAGCCUAUUAUGAUUUUGAAAAAACAGUUUUGGCCCAGCGUGACACAUAUGAACAUGAUGACGGUAGAGCUUCACGUUUCUCGGUCUACUACAAGGAGCCACAAUUCACAGCGAUUAAACGUACUGUGAUGUUUGGAGUUACCACUCUUAUAGCGAAUUGUGGUGGUAUUUUUGGCUUAUUUAUGGGCAUAUCGAGUUUAAGUGUUAUUGAAUUCGCAUAUUUCUUUUCGGUACGUUUGUUUAAUAAUUUAAGAAAGCGGCGGUAUAUUAAAAAGAGAUUAAUGGAACAAGAUUUGGAACAGGAAACAGAAUGAAGUAUACAGUAGUUUUAAUUAUAAUUAUGCGCACCCAUGUAUAUUUAAAUUUAAAGUUUAAUAUUAAAAGUAUAUAAUAAAAACAAUUGUGAAAAGAAACAUAA